AUGGACACCGAACUACUCGAGAAAGCUGCAACUCUUUUGCUGAAAAGAAGCCAAGACAACAGUUUCAGAGAAGACAUCAAGCGCCUUCAGCAAGGGAAGCAAUUAGAGGGCAGCAAUAAAUUGAAAAGACUUGACGUAGUACUAGAAGAGGGACUCCUGCGGCGAAAAGGAAGAAUCGACGUGAUACAGGGUGUGACCAGCGACUACAAACGACCCAUCGUGAUCGAAAGCAAGGACAAGACAACACAACUCAUCAUAGAAGAAUUCCACUGCCGCUUCAAUCAUGGAAAACACGCGACGGUGAUGAAUGAAAUACGACAACGCUUCUGGAUACUCGGUCUAAGGUCAGCAAUCAAGGCGGUUCAGCAUCAAUGUCAGUGGUGCAAAACAAGGAAAACAAGAGCUCAAGAAAUAGCAACAGGCAACUUACGGUUAUAA
Molecule: messenger RNA, 438 nt
Organism: Parnassius apollo (apollo)
Lineage: Eukaryota; Metazoa; Arthropoda; Insecta; Lepidoptera; Papilionidae
Source: the annotation of a GenBank genome assembly